This is a messenger RNA of Penicillium soppii, 1824 nucleotides long. RefSeq lists its product as uncharacterized. The record is from RefSeq and is a predicted model, not a curated record. The transcript has 5 exons. Bases 1 to 1824 code for a protein of 607 amino acids. Gene Ontology annotation, cellular component: SCF ubiquitin ligase complex. NCBI's taxonomy places the organism in Eukaryota, Fungi, Ascomycota, Eurotiomycetes, Eurotiales, Aspergillaceae. Gene Ontology annotation, biological process: SCF-dependent proteasomal ubiquitin-dependent protein catabolic process.
AUGUAUGUUGGCAGAAGACCAACAAGACAGGCACGCGCAAUUCGGGGCCCACGCUCCGCUUUGACUGAUUUCCUUGCAUCAAAUAAUAUCUCAGCACAGCAAAUUCAAGAUGAAUAUGCCAAUCGCCAAGCUGAGGCAGCACGCCAAGCGGAAACCGAAGGGCAGCGUCAGUCUGCCGAUCCUAGUGUAGAGCAAUCCAGAUCUCCAUCGGAGCCCAACUCACCAGAAGACCUGAUAAAAAAGCGCAAGCGGCAGCAAGCCAUUGCAAGAAUCAAAAACAGCAAAGAAUUUGCCAAGCGCAAGGCUCGCCACCAUGGGGAUGAGGACCCUGACUAUGACGACGAGUUCCUUGCAAACCAGAUCCAUGAAGAGCGAACGAGACCACAGCCAGGUCAAUUGGCAAAUUGUGAGAUCUGUGAAAAGCGUUUUACUGUGACCCCCUACAGCAAGAACGGUCCAGAUGGGGGUCUACUUUGCCCUGAUUGCUCGAAAAAGCACAAGGAUAACGACAAGAAGCCCCCGGCUAAGAAGCGUGCCACGGGGAACAUUGGUCGACGACAGGGUCAAACCAACUUACUGGAUGGCCUCACCCCCCACGGAACCCAAAGUUUGUUGGAAACAUGCAUCAAGAAAGUUGCAGAUUACAUUCAUGACGUUGAGGACUUCGGUGACUUACCCCCGUCAUUGCUGCUACGUCUUGGGCAGAUCUUGUCGAGAAGACGGGCCGUGACUCCAAAGACUCUGGAUCUUUUCCUUCGACCUCAGUACAAAUCUAUUGAUUUGUUUGACUGUGCCAAAUUGGACACGGAUGACUUCCACAAGAUCCUAGCUUCGAUGCCUCGCCUCACCCGAGUCAAUCUUCGAUUCACCACUCCAAUGAAGGAUCAAAUAUUUGACUAUAUGAUGGAUCGCGAUAUGGAUAUCCAAGACCUUCAUUUGGACGGACCAAAUCUGGUUACCGAUGCCUGCUGGCGCCGACUGUUCAUGAAACUUGGCCACAAAUUCCAGAGCCUGAAACUCUGGAACCUGGAUUCUGCGUUUGAUGACGAGACGGCUAAAGUGAUGUGCAAUCAUUGUCCUAAUCUCAAGCGAUUGAAGCUCAAGUUCCUCCACAAAACUGGAAAUGGGACGCUCGAGGCAAUUUCUACCCUCACGCAGCUUCAGCAUCUGUCACUGCAUUAUCUGACAGAGGCCGAGACUGACCCUAAGCAUCUCCUGGAAAUCAUCACAAGUGUUGGUCCUCGGCUGAAGACACUGUCUCUUGAGGAAUUCGACCUUGCCGAUGACAGCCUUCUUCAGCACAUCCAUGAACAUUGUCAUACCCUGAUCAAGCUUCGUCUGUCCAAGAACAACACUUUUACCGACAAAGGCCUCGCCGCCUUGUUCACAAAUUGGCCCAACAAGGCACUUACCUAUGUGGACAUGAACUCUCUCCGAGAUGUCGACAUGGCCAAUCCCUCUGGCCCAGAGGAGCCUAUUGGGCUUGCAUCGGACGGUUUUGUGGCAUUAAUGGCACACUCAGGCUCGAAGAUUCAACAUUUGAACAUUGCCUCAUGCCGCCACAUCUCAUACAAGGCGUUCGAGCAGGUCUUUGCAGAGGGCAAAGUCUACCCCGAUCUUAAGUAUCUUGACAUCUCUUUCAGCCCGGCGGUUGACGACUACCUUGCACAGUGCAUCUUUCGAUCUUGUCCAGCUCUCCAGCGGCUGAUUGUCUUUGCUUGCUUCAAGAUUCGUGACGUGCACAUCCCUAGGGAACUCGCUGUCAUUGGUACCGUGGGGGCCAAUAUUAAGAUCGAUGGAAUCACUCAGACCGAGACUAUUUAA